Prunus dulcis (almond) is the source of this 1363-nucleotide messenger RNA. Its product is annotated as annexin D5. Lineage: Eukaryota; Viridiplantae; Streptophyta; Magnoliopsida; Rosales; Rosaceae. The record is from RefSeq and is a predicted model, not a curated record. The transcript has 6 exons. Bases 1 to 951 code for a protein of 316 amino acids. Gene Ontology annotation, cellular component: cytoplasm. Gene Ontology annotation, molecular function: calcium ion binding; calcium-dependent phospholipid binding.
AUGGCAUCUGUGAUUAUACCACCGAUGCCACCUUCGGCCCGUGAUGAUGCUCUCCAUCUCUACCGUGCCUUCAAAGGAUUUGGAUGCGACACGGCAGCAGUGAUCAAUAUUCUAGGGCACAGAAAUGCAACACAGCGUGCUGCCAUCCAAAAAGAAUACCACGCCACCUACUCCGAAGACCUCAACAAGCGUUUGUCCUCCGAGCUUAGUGGACAACUCAAGAGAGCAGUGAUAAUGUGGAUGCCUGAUCCGGCAACGCGGGACGCCAACAUCGUACGGCAUGCUUUGGAGGGAGAUGUUGAUCUCAAAGCUGCCACUGAAGUCAUAUGUUCUCGAACUCCCUCCCAGAUGCGACAAUUCAAACAAAUCUAUUUCUCCAGCUUUGACGUCGACCUUGAGGAUGACCUUGCUACUAAAUUAUCCUCUGGAGAUCACAAAAAGUUGCUGGUAGCAUACAUUAGUGUGCCACGCUACGAAGGUCCAGAAUAUGAUCAAGCGAUGGUGCAGAAGGAUGCAGAACUUCUCAAUAAGGCUGGGGAGAAGAAAUUGGGGACGGAUGAGAAGGUUUUCAUCCAAAUUUUCAGUGAAAGAAGCAGGGCACAUUUGGUUGCUGUUGGCUCUGCUUAUCAAAGUUUGUAUGGUCAUUCAUUGGAAAAGGCAGUAACCAAGGAAACAUCUGGGUAUUUUUUUAAUGCACUUUUGACAAUAUUGCAGUGUGCUGACCAUCCUGGCAAGUAUUUUGCAAGGGUUUUACGCAAGGCAAUGAAGGGUUUGGGUACGGAUGACCCAACACUGAUAAGGGUAAUUGUGACAAGGGCUGAGAUUGAUAUGCAGUACAUAAAGGCAGAAUAUCGGAAUCAAUAUGGAAAAUCAUUGCAUGAUGCAGUUCAAUCAGAUACCUCUGGACAUUACAAGGCCUUUCUUCUCUCUCUUUCAGGCACCAACCCUUAGCUAAAAUCACUCUGCCAAGUAUCAGACGUCAAAUCCUCUCUUUUACGCAAUCUAAGAGGCUUGAAAUUAAUUAGACAAAGCUUGAUCGGCGGAUGUUAAACAAGGUCAAAAGCUAUGGCCUAAGCUGCAAGUUGUUUCUUAAUCUGCUUGAAAUGCAGACUGUCUCCUGCCUGGCUGGUCAUACUUGAAUGUAUAGACUAGAGCUCUGAAUUUUGUUUUGCAUGUGUGGUUUAGGUUAAAACUCGUGUAAUAAUAUGUACAUGAAAAUUAUAAGCAUCAUAUGUUUGUGAUAAAAUUAACCAGUCUACAUAGGCUACCCCUCUCCCCUGUUUUUUCCUUUGCCAUUUUUACCUUUGGGGCAUCUAGCACAUAGUCCUAAACCAAUGCUGCCUGCCUAAUUAUGCAGUAGUUU